This is a messenger RNA of Betta splendens (Siamese fighting fish), 2968 nucleotides long. RefSeq names its product plasminogen activator inhibitor 1 RNA-binding protein-like. Gene Ontology annotation, molecular function: mRNA 3'-UTR binding. Gene Ontology annotation, cellular component: cytoplasm; nucleus. Lineage: Eukaryota; Metazoa; Chordata; Actinopteri; Anabantiformes; Osphronemidae. The transcript is spliced from 9 exons. Bases 172 to 1386 code for a protein of 404 amino acids. The record is from RefSeq and is a predicted model, not a curated record.
ACAUUGCGGCCACGGCGCGUGCAGAUUGGUGCGCGCUCCACAAUGUCCCGGAUGCUGCUCGCACCGGAAGAGAAGAGGCAGCUCUCCCAGCCAUCUUGUGGCCGCAUCCUGCGAAUUGUUCGCAUCAAGCCUCGUAGAAUCGGAGGUGAAUCCCGCUGAAGGGGCGCCAUCAUGCCCGGACACCUGCAAGACGGCUUCGGCUGCGUCGUAACCAAUCGGUUCGACCAGCUAUUGGACGACGAGUCUGACCCGUUUGAGAUCCUGAAGGCUGCAGAAAACAAGAAGAAGGAGGCGGCCGCCGCUGGCUCCACUAAGACCGCGGCUCAAGCCGCCAAGCAGCCGAAGAAGGAGUCGCAGAAGGACAGGAAGAACCCGCUGCUGGACAAGAAGGAGGACCCGCAGCCUCCAGUCCCCCUUAAGAAAGAAGGUAUCAGGCGGGUGGGCCGGAGAGCAGACCAACAGGGCCAGCCUGGCAGCCAGCCCCCCAGCGGGCAGGGUGAAGGCCGACCCGGAGAGAAGAGACAGGACCGGAGACCCCCACGAGAGCGCCGCUUUGAGAAGCCCACCGAGGAGAAGGCUGAGGGGGGUGGCGAGUUCUCCGCAGACAAGCCUUCUGGAGACAGGCCCCCCAGAGGGCGUGGUGGUGGCCGGGGCGGGCGUGGUGGAAGAGGACGGGGCAUGGGCCGAGGAGACGGCUUCGACUCCCGCGGGAAACGCGACUUUGACAGACACAGCGGCACUGACAAAUCCAAUCUAAAAAGUGAGGAGAAGCGCAGCGGCAGUGGCUCACACAACUGGGGCAAUGUGAAGGAAGAAGUGAGUGAGGCUGAACAGACUCCAGCUCCUGAGACGACUCCAGAAGGAGAGGAAAAUGCACCUGCUGGCUCUGAAAACAAGGAGAAUGAGGUUGAAGAGGUGAAAAACGAAGGCCCCAAAGAAAUGACUCUGGACGAGUGGAAGGCCAUGCAGGACAAGGAGCGCACCAAGGUGGAGUUCAACAUCCGUAAGCCCAACGAGGGAGCCGACAGCCAGUGGAAGAAAGGAUACGUGCUGCACAAGUCCAAGAGUGAAGAUAGGCCUGUUGGUGCUUUGAUUGACGCUUCAGAAACAGAAGCAGACUCUCACACUCUGUAUCACAAGGGAACCUCCGAUGAGUCAAGCGAUCACCACUUCCGCAAACCAGCCAAUGACAUCACAUCUCAGUUGGAGAUCAACUUUGGAGACCUGGGUCGCCCCGGCCGCGGGCGUGGCGGAUCACGUGGGGGCAGGGGGGGCCGCGGAGCAGGAGGCAGCAGGACAGCACGUGGGGGAGGACGGUCCGAAAAGGCAAGCGGAGUGUCAGUCCCCAACGUGGAUGACCCUGAGGCCUUCCCAGCCCUGGCCUAGUGGCUCCUUUUCCAUCACCAGCCCACCCAUCAGCCCCUCCGGGCACCUCCUCUACGAGGCUUGCAUGCUUACCACAUCUUCAAGUAUAUAGGAAAACAGAAAAAAAAGAGAUUUAAUGACAACAAAGACUGUCAUCCCAUACCACUCUCACAACCAGAGGACUAAAUUUUAACCUGUUUUAAAGGAGAGCAAAAGACAACAAAGGCAGAAAAGGACCUCUUGUUACACUGAAGUUUUGUAUUUAGGAACAUGAAAACAGGGAUGUUUUCAUUCUUUCUUUUUUUUUUCCAGAGAUUAUGCAUACUUCAUCGACUUUUUUUGUGCUGCUUGAAUUUCUGCGAUUAGUUUGAAGUGUGUGCUGUAUCUUUUUUUUUUUUUUUUUUUUUUUUUUUUUUUUUUUUUUUUUUUGUAGCUCAGUAUUAUGAAGUCAUCUUAGACUUUAUUCUGGAGUUCUCUUCCCCAGUAAUACACACUGAUGUGGUAGCACUACACUACAUUAAAAUCUUAUAGUAGACAUUCGAAGUAUGGCUUAACAUGCAUCUUAAAGUGUAAUUAUGCUGACCCUGACUACCCAUAGUUUUUGUAAGGCGCAAAUUCAGGAUGGGUAAUCAGGAAAGCUUGAUAUUUUUCUGCUUGUUGUGCAGUGAAAAGUAAAUGCCUCUUCUCCCUCUUUUUUUUUUUUUUUUUUAAAUAGCUCGCCUUUUUGGGUGGACCAGUGGUUAGUGUUGAUUUGUAUCCCCUGAUCCAAAUGUGCUACCCAUGUUUUCAGGGUGUCCCAGGGUCCAAUGUUUAACUUUAGGCUGGUCCUCUUAGGUCAUAUGGACUGUACUACUUGUAAAUUCUGGACCACUGAAUCUAUAUGGUAUUUUUUGUUAAGGGUGUGUGUGUGUGUGUGUGUGUGUGUGUGCGUGUGAGUGUGAGCGUGAGCGUGCAGCAAUGUGAAGCCAAAUGUGUGAAUUUGACUGUUAGUUACUUAGAAUUUAAGUAUUUCUUUGAUAGGAACUUGCUAUCUGUGAACAACAGGUACCAAGUUCUCACCUGAAGUAGUUCUGUCUCCUGAGAAGUGAGUGUUAAAUCUAGGUGAGUGAUUGAUAUACCGUGAACAUAUCUUGCUUUUAGACUAUCUGUAAUGUCUUUCAGAUCUAAAGGCGCUUGGUUUUAUCAGCACCUGUCCGCUGAAGAUUGUUUUUCCUCCCCGUCUCCAUCUUUACCAUAUUUGUUUUAUUUUGUCAGCUCAGCAGCACCGAUGCAUAAUUUGUCUGAAAGAAAUAUGAGCUGUCAUGGUGGAACAAUCACACGCUACAGAAUGUAAUGUGAGCUAAUGCUUUUAGCCUCCUGUGUCACCAUUUCCAGUGAGCGUUUUCUUGAAACAAAAGCGGGUAUAUUUCACGUUGGGGUGGGAGGGUCAUGCAAAACAAGUGAAUUUGAAGCUUUACAUGCUGUGCUCUGCAAAGACUUGCUGGUGAUGCACUGAUACAGACGGCUGGGGCGGUUUUUGUAGGACUGUUUGAGCCACAUGACGGUGAAUCUUUCUCUGCAAACAUCCCUGUUCUAAUAAAUUGCUUUAGAGGUGUUACAUGUA